CUCAUAUGAUCCAAGCAAUGCCACCAAAACCAUUAACAGUUUCCCUCAAUACAGCACAGUAGAUGUCUCUGGGAAAUUACCGACUCAACAGGAAUAUUGUCCACCAGGGCCUCAAUAUGGUCAAACAGGGUCUCAAUAUUAUCCACCGGGGCCAGAAUAUGGUCAACCAAAUGAACCAAUACCUCAAUAUUGCCAACCAGGGCCUCAAUAUGGUGAGAGAUAUACUUGUUAUCCAGCUGUGGGUCACAUUGUGGGCACAGAUCAGGUUGUCAUCACAACUCAACCAAUCAGGGCACAGAUGAUUGACAUAAAAAAUGCCCCGCCUGAUCUCCUUGUUUGGUCCAUACUCUCCACGUUCUUCUGUUGCUUUCCAAUCGGCAUCGGGGCCAUUGUGGCAUCUGUCCUAUCAAGGAGUUAUUUGCGAGAAGGGGAUAUGAGGAGAGCCCGAUGGAAUAGUAACUGUGCACGAAUCCUCAACCUAGUGGCCUUCAUCAUCGGACUUACACUUUAUUUUAUUACUGUAUUGCUCAAGUAUACAGUAAAUCAAGAAAAUAUAUACUCCGAUUCCUGAUAUUUGGCUACUUUAAGUCAGUCUGUCCUGAUAACUAAUAAACAUCUGAACAUUGCUCAAUGGAACUACAAACAGAACUUGCGAUGGGAUAAAUGGGAUGGGACUAUGUCAUAAUCCUCAACUUAGAGUGCUGAACGAAAAGGUAUUAUAUGGAUAACAAAUAGUGACUUUGACUGAUGACCUUAUGCCUUUUUCAACAAUGUACUUUGGUGUAAUGCUCCGAUUCUAGAUGAAAUACUGGAUAUUUAACAGGAAUCUGAGAUUAUAUACCAAUAUAACACGUCACCAUAGGAAGUUGGAAAUAGUAUUGUGUUGCCGUGAAUGAAUUCAUCUGUGUUGUCAUUCAGAAAUGAAAUCAGUUAUAAUUGAAAACACACAGAUGAAAGUUCAAUUUCUCAGCACAGCCUUGUUUUACCAAUAUAAAUCCAACACA
Messenger RNA from Owenia fusiformis, 1004 nucleotides. The record is from the annotation of a GenBank genome assembly. NCBI's taxonomy places the organism in Eukaryota, Metazoa, Annelida, Polychaeta, Sabellida, Oweniidae.